Cynara cardunculus var. scolymus (artichoke) is the source of this 1355-nucleotide messenger RNA. RefSeq lists its product as uncharacterized. Lineage: Eukaryota; Viridiplantae; Streptophyta; Magnoliopsida; Asterales; Asteraceae. The transcript has 5 exons. The record is from RefSeq and is a predicted model, not a curated record. The coding region runs from base 51 to 1178 and encodes 375 amino acids.
CUGAACUUGAGAGCCGCCGACUCAAAUCCUCAACUCGAAGCCAUCCGAAAAUGGGGAAGAACGGGAAGAAACAACACCAAAACCAACGUAAUCGCAAGCCGGCAUCGUACUAUCUCGAAGACGAUGAACAACAAAGUUACCCUUUAAGUCAGCCGGCGCCUUCUUUUCAGUCCGAUCCUAAUUCAAGCCUCUCCGACGAAGAAACAGAAUCAGACGACAAACAAGACCAAAACCCAUCAGUUGAUGAUGAUCAUCUCCCAUCGAAGUUCUCACUUUAUCAGCAAUCUGUACAGUCGCCUAAAGGAGACAUUAGUUAUCUACAGAAGUUCUUUCUGACUUAUGUUGGUGGGAGGGCACCCCUCCAUCUCCAAGAAGAUUUCUGUGGCACUGCUCUGCUCAGUACAGAAUGGCUUCGGAGUGAUUCAAGAAGAACUGCUGUAGGUUUAGAUCUGGAUGUUGAGGCUCUUGAUUGGUGCAUGGAGAACAAUGUUAACAAAGUUGGGGCUGAUUUAUCUUCCAGAAUUUUUCUGUACCAUGGGAAUGUUUUGCAACCUCUUGAAGCUAAACUAGUAAAGUCCAAUCUUCAAAACAUCAUGCAUAACGUAACGCUUGAAGAGAAGGGAAAUGGUUCUGAAUCCAUUGCCGAUUCUGAAGCACUUCCGGUUCCACCUAGAGACAUAAUAUGUGCUUUUAACUAUAGUUGUUGCUGCCUCCAUAGUCGUCAAGAACUCAUUUCAUAUUUCAAACAUGCCCUUCAUGCGUUGUCUAAAAAAGGCGGGAUUUUUGUGAUGGAUCUUUAUGGAGGUACAUCAUCCGAAUGUGAACUUAGGAUGCAAAGAAGAUUUCCAAAUUUCACGUAUACCUGGGAACAAGCUGGAUUUGACAUCAUUCAAAGGAAAACUAGAAUCAGUCUACAUUUUACUCUGCAAAAGCAACAGAAGAAGAAACUUCGCCAUGCAUUUUCUUACAGCUGGAGACUGUGGUCAUUGCCAGAGAUUAAAGAUUGUUUGGAAGAAGCUGGAUUUCGGUCUGUCCAUUUUUGGAUUCGCCAAAUGCCAGACAGCGAGAAUAUCAAAAGCAUGGAAGGGUUUGGUGCUGCUCGAGAUAUCAAGUACGAAGAAGUUACAAGUUUUCAGCAGCAAGACUCAUGGAAUGCUUAUAUUGUUGGUGUUUCAUAGCGAUUCCUCUAGUUCAGUCUUUUCUGCCAAGUGAUAUUAAUGGUAAAAUGGUAGUUUUUUAGCUGUUAUGUUCUUGAUCAACAUGGUGCAUUGAACAACAGACUCUCAACAGUUCUUUUAGCUGUUAUCUUUUUACUGAAAACUUGAAGCUGUUUUUUGAAAUUUGCUUUCUUGGUC